AUGUUUCGCUCGACGAAUUUUGAAAAAUUAUUGGAUAAGGCAACAAGUCAUUUGCAGUUGGAGCCAGACUGGCCCACGAUUUUGCAAAUUUGUGAUCUUAUACGUCAGAGUGAUGUUCAGCCAAAGGUUGCACUUGCUGCUAUAAAGAAGAAAAUCACAAAUACUAAUCCACAUGUGGCAUUAUAUGCAUUAUUAGUAUUAGAAUCUUGUGUAAAAAAUUGUGGAACAUUGAUUCAUGAUGAAAUUGCUACUAAGCAGUAUAUGGAACAACUGAAAGAUUUAGUCAAGACUUCUCAGCAUGAAAAUGUCAGACAAAAGACUUUAGAGUUAAUUCAAGCUUGGGCUCAUGCAUUUCGCAAUAGUCCAAAGUAUAGGGCAGUACAGGAUACGUUGAAUAUAAUGAAAACUGAGGGAUAUCAAUUUCCCGUUUUAAAAGAAAGUGACGCCAUGUUCAGAGCUGAUACUGCACCUGCAUGGGCAGAUGGCGAAGUGUGCCAUAGAUGCCGUGUAACCUUUGGUGUAAUGCAACGAAAACAUCACUGCAGAGCUUGUGGCCAAGUAUUCUGCAGUCAAUGUUCAAAUAAACUCUCUACCCUGCCCAAAUUUGGAAUUGAGAAGGAAGUUCGAGUUUGUGAAGCUUGUUAUGAAAAAGUUAACAAGCCAUCUACAGUGCAAACCAAAGAUACUGAUCUUCCAGCUGAAUAUAUUAACAGCACUUUGGCUCAACAACAACAAGUUCCACCUCGGAAGACAGAGGAAGAACUGCGAGAGGAAGAAGAAUUGAACCUAGCAAUAGCUUUGAGUCAAAGUGAAGCUGAACAGAAGGAGAAAGAAAAGAAACGGGCUACAAGUGCUUUAAAAUCCAAUUCUACCCCCAUAUCAAGAAUCACAUAUUCGCCGCCCCCAUCUCCUGGUCCAAGUCCUUCACGGACGCAGGAAGAGGAUGAGAUCGAUCCCGAACUUGCGAAAUAUUUGAAUCGCAAAUAUUGGGAACAGAGACAGACUGUAAUCGAAGAGCACGGAUCAAGAGCGGAUGUGACCAGUCCGUCUGCACCCAACAUAAGCAGUCCGAUGCCCCAAAAAGUCGUACUUAUGAAACAAGAAAAUGGCGAAGUUGAUAAUCAAAUGGAAGAAUUCGUGAGCGGCUUGAGGUCUCAGGUCGAAAUUUUUGUGAACCGGAUGAAGAGCAAUUCCUCAAGAGGAAGAUCAAUCGCUAACGAUAGCUCGGUUCAAACCCUUUUCAUGAAUAUAACAGCUAUGCAUUCCAGAUUACUAAGAUACAUUCAAGAACAAGAUGAUAGUAGAGUGUAUUACGAAGGUUUGCAAGAUAAAUUAACACAGAUGAAAGAUGCUAGAGCCGCUUUAGAUGCUCUUCGAGAGGAACAUAAGGAGAAAUUACGCAGAAGAGCCGAGGAAGCUGAAAGACAACGACAGAUGUUAAUGGCGCAAAAAUUGGCGAUCAUGCGGAAGAAAAAGCAAGAAUACUUGCAGUAUCAACGGCAAUUGGCUCUUCAGAAAAUCCAGGAGCAAGAGAGAGAAAUGCAAAUGCGUCAAGAACAACAGAAACAGCAGUACAUAAUAACUGGUUAUCAAGCGGUGUCUGGCUUUAUGGGGCCUUCUCAAGGUUCACCGGUCCGUCAUGUUCAAUAUCCAACUCCUGGAGCCAAUUAUAAUCCUAUGUCGCCGACAAAUCAAGGAGUCUAUAUGUAUGGACAACCACCAAUGGGUCAGUAUCCUAUGCAAAGUUACAACAUGCCGCCAAUGAAUGUGCCGGUACACAUGAUGUCGCAAAUUCCUAAUCCGGAGCAACAACCAUCGGAUCCGUCCAUGCAAGGACAAGAGAAUAUCGGUCGAGUGUCUAUAUCAGGCCCAGGAAUGAUGCCUCAAAUGACACCACCUAUUCAACAACUUCAGCCACCAAACAAUCAUCAGAUAUCUGGGCCCCAGCAACAGGGUCCUCCGGUACACGUGCCAACAGGACAAGCUUCAACUGGCAGGCAUAUGCCGCCUCAGCAAGCUGCCUCGUCUCAAAUGCCGCAGCAAGCUCCUCCGACUCAAAUCGGCUUACCCCCGGCAUCUCAAGGUCACAUGGGCUCCUCGUCAGCAGGUCCAGUAGUUCCAGGAGGACAUAUGCCUACUGGACCCAUGGUUGGUCUUCCGCCGCAAAUCGGAUCGCAACAACCGUCCACCUUGCCUGGUACUCAAGGAUCUUCGAUGCCAGCACAUGUCUAUAAUGCCGCUAUCUCGUCUCAAACUACAGGCGUUAUGCAAGCGCCUGCUGGUACCGGGAACGGUCCCGCACCUGUGACGAGUCAAGCUCUAGCUGGUCCUCAAGUGUCUAGUGUGCCGACAAUGCAACAAGGAAUGCCUCAGAACCCAGUAGCGGCGCAGUCGGUACCGUUUCAACCGGUCCCUCCAGCCCCAGCUCCUGCAGCUAACGAAGCUCCGCAAGACGAGGAAGAUACAAAGCCUAGAACAGCUGAACUGAUCUCUUUCGAUUGAAUAAAUUCAACAUUUUGGCAGAAUAUCAUAUGCAUUUAAGGGGUUAGAUCACUUGGUUCUUCAUGCUUUGUAGUUUGACGUUGAUUUCGAAGCAGUGCAUUUUUACGUAAUUUUUUAUAUAAAAGAGUUGUUAAAUGUUACGAUUCUUUGAUACAUUAUAAUAUAUAAAUAAAUCUAUACGAAAAUAGCUAUUUUGUCAUGAUCGCACAUGAACAAUUAAAUAGUUAUACUCCAAUAUUUUCAAUUUUAAAGCGUAUUUUUUUUUUUUCUUGAAUACUCUAAUAGUUUUAAUUAUCUUCUAAGGAGGAAAAUAUCACAAAUUUUAUUUAUUUUCUAUACUGAUCGAACCCCUUAAGUUAAUAUUUCAUUCUUCUUUCUAAAUUAGAACAUUGAUAUUGCAAGAAUAAGAUUAAGAAAUAACUGGUUAAUAACUUAAUUUAUUGGAUGAAAUAUUACCUUUGACUGCAAAAUCAUAAUUUUAUAUCCCUUUAUUGAUUAUAGUACAAUGCUAAAAACAUAUUUCUAUAAAAUAUAUACGAGAAACGAAUAAAAUAUAGAUUUCACUUAGCAGGAUAUAUAUAUAUAUAUAUAUAUAUGUAACAAUACAGAAUGUUUAAGCUCAUGCUAUGUAUGUUAGUUUUAUAUAUAAUACUCUGUGCAAUUUAUGAUGCCAAAAUAAAACUGUUUUUUGCACUGUA
This is a messenger RNA of Harpegnathos saltator (Jerdon's jumping ant), 3200 nucleotides long. It is a transcript of the gene Hrs, whose product is annotated as Hepatocyte growth factor regulated tyrosine kinase substrate. The transcript has 11 exons. Gene Ontology annotation, cellular component: early endosome. NCBI's taxonomy places the organism in Eukaryota, Metazoa, Arthropoda, Insecta, Hymenoptera, Formicidae. Bases 1 to 2502 code for a protein of 833 amino acids. Gene Ontology annotation, biological process: receptor internalization; endocytic recycling. The record is from RefSeq and is a predicted model, not a curated record. Gene Ontology annotation, molecular function: ubiquitin binding; phosphatidylinositol binding; metal ion binding.